Penaeus chinensis is the source of this 2598-nucleotide messenger RNA. Its product is annotated as mediator of RNA polymerase II transcription subunit 21-like. The coding region runs from base 32 to 472 and encodes 146 amino acids. The record is from RefSeq and is a predicted model, not a curated record. Gene Ontology annotation, biological process: regulation of transcription by RNA polymerase II. NCBI's taxonomy places the organism in Eukaryota, Metazoa, Arthropoda, Malacostraca, Decapoda, Penaeidae. The transcript has 4 exons. Gene Ontology annotation, molecular function: transcription coregulator activity. Gene Ontology annotation, cellular component: mediator complex.
GGCAGAGAGAGACAUCAUAACAACAACAGUCAUGGCGGACCGCUUGUCGCAACUUCAAGAUGCAGUUAAUAUGCAAGCAGAGAACCUUUAUAACAGCAUAGGCUGUUUGUUUAAUUCAGCACCACCAUGUAGUUUUGAUAAAAGUGGCAAGACCCCUUCACAAAAUGAAAAUCCUGAUGAUAUGACUGAGCACAAAAGAGUCUUCGCAACUCUCAUUGCUCGUAAUGCCAAGGAUAUAGAUGCACUGAUUGAAAGUCUUCCAUCUGAAGAUUCAUCAGCUGAACUUCAGACAGCCAGCAUGAGGGUGCUAGAGCAGGAAGGUGAAAAAGCUGCUCUGAGGCUUCAGCGAGGCAUUGAUAGAGGAGACAAAUUACUAGAGGAAAUCAACAGAGAUCUUAGUGACAUUGCCAACACCCAGUUAGCCAUUAAUCGCAUUACAGACGCUUCUCAGGGGGAUGCAAUUAAGAUAUGAAUCUUUUGGUGUUAGGUUUUGAAAAGAUAACCAUUUUUUUACAAGCAAAGAAGCCUUCCAAAUUUGGCAGGAACAACUUUCCAUCUAGGGCAUUGCUUCUAAUCCAGAAUGAAAACAAACUUUGUUGAUGCAAGUUUGUCCAAGUUUGUCACAGAGGUAGAUCAAAAUCCUUUCUACUACUACAAGUUACAUUGAGAAAGAAUUUGUUAUUUGUCAGCACUUUGUAAUUGUGCUCAGUGGUUUUAACCCAAGAUAACAUAUAUGUAAGAUAACCAGUGACACUAACCUACAAUAUGAGUGUUUAUUUAUUUUAAAGUGGUUAAUUUCCUUUUCCUUUGUGAAAGAAUAUCAAGUUACAGAUUUCACGUAUCUAUACUUUACAUAUCUGGCCUGGAUAUUUCCCAGUAAAUAGAGUUUCUUAUAUCUAAUGCUACAAUAGAUAUAAGUAAUGAUAAUAGACUGGAAAAUAGUAUGAAAUAGGGCUUGUUUAAAAACAAUUUGCAAAUUGAUUCCAGUAUAUUUAAAGUGGUAAGAAUACUCAACUGCAAAAUUGUUUGAAGUACGGCUCAUUUUUUACAAAUUAAAUCCAGUGUAUAUAUAAAGUGGCAAUCAUGACAUACUUAAUGAAAUAGCAGUAGACUUCAUUUUGCAGCUGGUUUGAAAAUCUUAGAUAUAAUGAGUAAAUUAUGUUAGUUACUACAAUUAUAUCAUAUUUUCCCAUAUAGUUGCAUUGAUAAUUUGAUGAAACUCCUACUAGUUUAAACAGGUGGCAUGAAAGAUACAGUCCUUAGUUUUUAAACAAUCAGUUUACAAAAGGUAUUUCUUAAAUUGAGUGUAGCAUAAUCCAUAAAAUACCCAAUGUUACAAAAAUAAUAAGAACAGCUUAAAAUGAUUACAUGUAUAACAGAUCUAGGUACAUGAAUUUAGUUUUACAGGAAAUAAAGUUCACGAGGUGAAGUUUUUCAAAGUGUACUUUCCAAUUGCAGUUUUAAAGGGCCAAAUACUAGAAUUUAUUUAAUUUAUGUCAGGCCAUGGUUAAGGAGUUACUUUCAUGUGUGCUUGUGAUAUUUAUUCGGGAUGUCCUGUGUUUUCCCAAGAAUGGCAGGAGUGUCUGUCUGCUGUUAAACUUCCUUUCAUUCCCUUGUUUACCUCAUUUCAUCUACAUUGUAGAUUUACAGUUUUGCAGUUUGCUAUAUAUGGAGUCAGUGUGCGUUAGUCAAGUUGAUGGAGAGUGUUAGGAUGUUCAGAACCAUUUCUGUUUGGUUGAAAUGGUAAUAUAGAAAUAGUCAUACAGGUAUGACAGCGAACAAAAAUAAAUAUUUUAAGAUUCUUCCAACAGCUAUUUAACUUUGUUUUCUUGGACCUUAAAUCCAAUGUAAAUUUUAUUGACUGCCAUGGCCUGUUAUUACAAAAAGGGUGAGUGUAUUGUAUUUCAUUGUUAAGUUGAUGUUCCAUACAGAAGUAUAUUAAAUGUUGCUCUAUUUUCAUGCUGAUUUUCUAUAAUUGUAAUUUUCUUAUAUAUACAGUAGUUACUAUUUUCUAACCAAUGGUGGUGGUUCUUCCAAUAAAAAAAAUACUGUAUAUAGUGUAAUGAUGUAUCCAGUGGCAAUCAUAAAAAACAGGAAGGAAUUAAUCAGAAUUUACAAUAGUAUAUUUGGUAUCCCCUUAUGAUUUAUAUAUAUACAGAUAUUUCAGCAUGAUUUUAGUGCCAAAUAUUAUGUAGAAUUAAGAACUGGAUAUGGGGGGGAAAAAAAUAAAAGCCUCACAAUUUUUAAGAUUAGCAGGUAUUUGUAGAACUAUGCAAGUGACAAUUUCAAGAGAGAAGGUUUCAUUUUGUGAAAAAGAGGAUGUCCUUUGUUAGUUUUGAUAUUUCAUGAAGACUCCAAGAUUCACAUUUCAUUGCCUUAGUCAGUUUAUAUUAUGAUUUACAAUACUCAGGUCCAUGUUGUCUUUGAAGACAUGUUUAUUGUUUUGAAAUUGUAAAUCUUCUUUCUUCACUCUUCCCUUAAACUACUACUACUCUCUAGUAUACAGUCAUAUUACUGAAUUUCAGUCUUGUAUACUUAAGCAUAUUAAGUGAAUAAAGGUAUUUUUACCCAGUUCACAGAUUUUGUAUAGCAAAAGUG